AUGGAGAAAACAUUAGCCAUAUUCAAUGUGUUAUGUGUUUCUCUGAUCUGCCUAAGUCUCUAUGUUGCACCGGCAGACGCCUACGGUAGAAAGCAACUCCGGUUUAACGCAAAUGGCCGGUUUAAGAUUCUGCAGGUGUCAGAUAUGCACUACGGUAACGGCAAGGAGACCAAAUGCUCAAACGUACCACCAGAAGAAUUUCCUUACUGCUCUGAUCUCAACACCACCUCCUUCAUUCAACGGACCAUCGCUUCCGAGAAACCCGAUCUCAUCGUCUUCUCCGGUGAUAACGUAAAUGGAUUGUGCGAGACAAAUGACGCGGCAAAAACGAUGAAAAUGGCAUUUGCCCCAGCCAUCGAAGCGAAGAUUCCAUGGGUGGCUAUUCUAGGGAAUCACGACCAAGAAUCAGACAUGACAAGAGAAACAUUGAUGAAAUACAUCGUGAAAAUGCCUUACACGUUGUCUCAAGUAAACCCUGGGGUAUUCCCCAUUGACGGUUUUGGUAACUACAAUCUACGAGUCGAGGGUCCUUUUGGCUCCCCUCUCUUCUUUAAAUCACUUCUCAAUCUUUAUAUGGUGGAUGGUGGAGAUUACGUCAAACUCGAUGGGUUUAUUUAUAAAUACGAUUGGGUUAAGACCUCACAACUUAACUGGUAUGAAGACGCUUCUAAAUGGCUAGAGUUGGAAUACAAGAGCUGGCCAUUUCCACAGAAUAGUACGGCACCGGGGUUGGUUUACGAUCACAUUCCAGUACCGGAAUUCAAACAGUUCAACGACUCGAAGGUGAUGACUGGAGUGAGACACGAAGAUACAUGUUCUCCACCUGUCAACUCUGGUUUAUUCACCAAACUUGUCGAAAGAGGUGAGGUCAAAGGUGUUUUCAGCGGCCACGACCACGUUAAUGACUUCUGUGGGACACUAGAUGGAAUCAGCCUUUGUUACGCUGGUGGUGCCGGGUAUCAUGGGUACGGAAGGACUGGAUGGGAAAGGAGAGUGAGAGUAGUUGAAGCUCAUCUUGAGAAGACUAAGAAUGGACGUUGGGGAGCCGUUGAUAAAAUUUUAACGUGGAAACGACUCGAUGAUAAGAAUCAUUCUUUGAUUGAUACUCAACUUCUAUGGUCCAAGAACAUGACUCUUGAAGCAAAUUAUACGUUUAGAUGCAAUUUUAUAAAACAGCACUGA
This is a messenger RNA of Eruca vesicaria subsp. sativa (arugula), 1182 nucleotides long. The record is from the annotation of a GenBank genome assembly. NCBI's taxonomy places the organism in Eukaryota, Viridiplantae, Streptophyta, Magnoliopsida, Brassicales, Brassicaceae.